CCUUCCCCAUCUCCUCCUUCCUUCCCUUCCUCUUCCUCUUCCUCUUCCUCCUCGGGGGCGAUCAUGGCUCAGGCGGCCAAGCAGCUGAAGAAGAUCAAGGACAUCGAGGCGCAGGCCUUGCAGGAGCAGAAGGAGAAGGAAGAGUCCAACCGAAAGAGGAGGAACCGCUCCCGGGACCGCAAGAAAAAGGCCGAUGCCGCAACAAGUUUCCUUCGGGCAGCGCGAUCUGGGAACCUGGACAAGGCUCUGGACCACUUGAGGAAUGGAGUGGAUAUUAACACCUGCAACCAGAAUGGCUUAAAUGCUUUGCACCUGGCCUCCAAGGAGGGCCAUGUCAAGAUGGUAGCUGAGCUGCUGCACAAGGAGAUUGUCCUGGAGACCACCACGAAGAAAGGGAACACAGCACUGCACAUCGCUGCCCUUGCAGGACAAGAAGAUGUGGUACGAGAAUUGGUGAACUUUGGGGCCAAUGUCAAUGCACAGUCACAGAAAGGCUUCACGCCCCUGUAUAUGGCAGCACAGGAGAAUCACCUGGAAGUUGUCAAGUUCUUACUAGAGAAUGGCGCCAACCAAAAUGUGGCCACAGAAGAUGGCUUCACACCGCUGGCUGUGGCUUUGCAGCAGGGCCAUGAAAACGUGGUGGCCCACCUGAUCAACUAUGGGACAAAGGGCAAAGUGCGCCUCCCGGCCCUGCACAUAGCUGCCCGCAACGACGACACGCGUACGGCUGCCGUACUCCUACAGAAUGACCCAAAUGCUGACGUCCUCUCCAAGACUGGUUUUACCCCACUGCACAUUGCCGCACACUACGAGAACCUCAACGUGGCCCAGUUGUUGCUAAACCGUGGAGCAAGUGUCAACUUUACUCCCCAGAACGGCAUCACCCCGCUGCACAUCGCCUCCCGUCGAGGGAACAUCAUCAUGGUACGGCUGCUGCUUGACCGGGGGGCUCAAAUCGAAACCCGCACCAAGGAUGAGCUGACGCCCUUGCACUGUGCUUCCAGAAAUGGGCAUGUGCGGAUUGCUGAAAUCCUACUGGACCAUGGUGCUCCCAUCCAAGCAAAGACCAAGAAUGGCCUGUCCCCCAUCCACAUGGCCUCCCAGGGGGACCACCUGGAUUGUGUGCGGCUUCUGCUGCAGUACAAUGCUGACAUUGACGACAUCACGUUGGACCACCUGACGCCGCUGCAUGUGGCUGCCCACUGUGGCCACCAUCGGGUUGCCAAGGUCCUGCUAGACAAGGGCGCAAAACCUAAUGCACGGGCCCUGAAUGGCUUCACCCCUCUGCACAUCGCUUGCAAGAAGAACCACAUUCGGGUGAUGGAGCUUCUCCUGAAGACAGGGGCCUCCAUUGAUGCCGUCACUGAGUCCGGCCUCACCCCGCUUCAUGUGGCCUCUUUCAUGGGCAAUCUUCCCAUUGUCAAGAUCCUGCUACAGCGUGGAGCAUCUCCCAAUGUUUCCAAUGUGAAAGUAGAAACUCCGUUGCACAUGGCAGCCCGGGCUGGGCACACUGAGGUGGCUAAAUACCUUCUCCAGAACAAGGCCAAAGUCAAUGCCAAAGCUAAGGACGACCAGACGCCGCUACACUGUGCUGCCCGCCUUGGCCACUGCACCAUGGUGAAACUCCUCCUAGAAAGUGGUGCCGACCCCAACCUGUCUACGACAGCGGGGCACACUCCCUUGCACAUCACGGCCCGCGAGGGCCACCUGGACUGUGCUUGUGCCCUCCUUGACAAGGGGGCUUCACAGACAGUCAUGACCAAGAAAGGAUUUACCCCUCUGCACGUUGCAUCCAAAUAUGGGAAAGUGGAUGUGGCUGAGGUGCUGCUGGAGCAUAAUGCCCAGCCCAGUGCGGCUGGGAAGAAUGGCCUCACGCCUCUCCAUGUAGCUGUGCAUCACAACAACUUGGACAUUGUGAAAGUGCUGCUGCCCAAGGGAGCCUCCCCACACAGUGUGGCCUGGAACGGAUACACUCCUCUACACAUCGCUGCCAGGCAGAACCAAAUGGAGGUGGCCAGCAGCCUCCUACAAUAUGGUGCUUCUGCCAACGCAGAGUCCACACAAGGAGUAACCCCGCUGCAUUUGGCAGCCCAGGAAGGCCAUGCGGACAUGGUGCUGCUCCUGCUCUCCAAGCAAGCAAAUGGCAACUUGGGCAACAAGAGCGGCCUCACCCCACUCCAUCUGGUGGCUCAGGAAGGACAUGUCCAGGUGGCAGAUGUCCUCCUCAGACACGGCGUCCGAGUAGAUGCAACAACACGGAUGGGCUAUACACCAUUACAUGUGGCUUGCCACUAUGGCAACAUCAAACUGGUGAAGUUUCUGCUGCAGCACCAAGCGGAUGUCAAUUCUAAGACCAAGCUUGGAUACACUCCUCUACACCAAGCUGCCCAGCAGGGCCACACUGACAUUGUCACCCUCCUGUUAAAGCAUGGAGCCUCACCCAACGAAGUCAGUUCGAAUGGUGCCACUCCUCUGGCCAUUGCCAAGCGUCUGGGCUACAUUUCGGUCACUGACGUAUUGAAAAUUGUCACUGAGGAGACCAGCUUCCUGCCAUUGAACGACAAGCACCGCAUGAGUUUCCCGGAGACAGUGGACGAGAUCCUGGAUGUUUCCGAGGAUGAAGGCACGGCUCACGUAACUCUCCUGGGAGAGGAAUUGCCUGGGCCCAAGUCCCACAAGCGAGAAUACCAAUAUCAGGAAGAUGAGAGAGAAAUCGUGGAAUUUGUUCCCAAACUGGAUCAUGCGAGGGAAGAGUCGCCAGCUAUCCCUCGAAUCCCUUGCGUCACACCUGAGACGGUACUACUCCGGCCUGAGGAGCCAGAGCAGCCUUCCAAGGAAUUUGACGAAGAGUCCCUCAUCCCAAGCAGCCCUGCCACAGAAACCUCUGACAAUAUCAGCCCAGUGGCCAGCCCAGUCCACACAGGAUUCCUUGUGAGUUUCAUGGUGGACGCCCGUGGAGGAUCAAUGCGGGGCAGCAGGCACAAUGGCCUUCGUGUCAUCAUCCCGCCCCGGACGUGUGCAGCACCCACGCGGAUCACCUGCCGCCUGGUCAAGCCCCAGAAACUGCCAGCACCACCUCCUUUGGCUGAAGAAGAAGGACUGGCCAGCAGGAUUAUUGCACUUGGCCCUGCUGGACAACAAUUCCUCAGCCCUGUAAUUGUGGAAAUCCCUCACUUUGCCUCACAUGGGCGCGGCGACCGAGAGUUGGUAAUCCUGCGCAGUGAGAACGGGUCUGUGUGGAAGGAACACCGCAGCCGCUACGGAGAGAACCGCUUGGACCAGGUCCUCAAUGGGAUGGAUGAAGAGCUGGAGAGUCUCGAGGAUUUGGAAAAGAAGAGGAUUUGCCGAAUCAUCACAACGGACUUCCCUCUCUACUUUGUGGUCAUGUCCCGCGUGUGCCAGGACUGUGAGUUGAUUGGUCCAGAGGGUGGCUGUCUACAAAGCACAUUGGUGCCCAUGGUCCAGGCCACGUUCCCAGAAACAGCGGUCACCAAGAAAGUCAAGCUGGCAUUGCAGGCUCAGCCGGUGCCAGAUGAGCUGGUGACGAAACUACUAGGGAACCAGGCAACGUUCAGCCCUAUAGUGACAGUGGAGCCACGCCGCAGGAAAUUCCACCGCCCCAUUGGGCUGCGUGUCCCUCUGCCACCCUCUUGGAGGGAGAACCCCCGGGACAGCGGAGAAGGUGACACCACCAGCCUGCGGCUUCUCUGCAGUGUUAUAGGAGGGACAGCCCCAGCACAGUGGGAGGAUAUCACUGGGACCACAAAACUGGUUUACGCCAACGAGUGUGCAAACUUCACCACCAACGUGUCUGCCAGGUUCUGGCUGGCAGACUGCCCGCGUACAGCUGAAGCCGUCCAUUUUGCCACCCUUCUGUACAAAGACCUGGCAGCUGUGCCCUACAUGGCCAAAUUCGUGGUGUUUGCUAAGAUGAAUGACGGUCGGGAAGGCCGCCUGCGCUGCUACUGCAUGACCGACGACAAGGUGGACAAGACUCUUGAGCAACAUGAAAACUUCACCGAAGUGGCACGCAGCCGGGACAUUGAGGUGGUAGAGGGGAUGCCCCUCCAUACGGAGCUGUCGGGGAAUCUGUUGCCAAUCAAGAAGGCUGCCCAGCAACGGAGUUUCCUCUUCCAGUCAUUCCGUGAGAACCGCCUCAUCAUCCCUGUCAAGGUGCGAGACAGCAGCCGGGAAGCAAGUGGCUCAUUGUCCUUCCUACGCAAACCCAUGAAGUAUGAGGAGCUUCAGCAUGUCCUCUGCCACUUGAACAUCACCAUGCCGCCCUGUUCUAAGAGUUCUGGAAGUGAGGAGCGAAGGAGAACGUUGACACCACUUGCCCUGCGAGAGAGAUACAGUCUCCUCAGUGACAGCACUCUGGGCUCAGUCAGCAGCACGGAGAAGGACAGAACUGAUAUGAAGAUGGCUGUCAUUGCGGAGCACCUGGGCCUCAGUUGGGCUGAACUGGCCCGGGAACUUCAGUUCGGAGUAGACGACAUCAACAGGAUCCGUGUGGAGAACCCCAACUCCUUGCUGGAGCAGAGCAUGGCACUGCUGAACCUCUGGACCAGUCGCAGUGGCCAGAGUGCCAACAUGGAGAACUUGUAUACAGCGCUCCGCAACAUUGACCGUAGUGAGAUCAUCAACAUGUUGGAAGGCUCUGCGCGACAGAGCCGGAGCCUGAAGGGUGACAAACGCUACUCGAAUAGAGACUACUCCCUCUCGCCCUCCCAGAUGAAUGGUUACGCUUCGCUGCAGGACGAGCUGCUCUCCCCCGCCUCCCUGCAUUAUGCACUGCCUUCCCCGCUGCGUGCUGACCAGUACUGGAGUGAGGUGGCCAUCAUGGACGCCAUCCCCAUGGCCGCCAGCGAGCAGGACGCCCUCAUGGAGAUGUCGGACAUGCAGGUGUGGUCCUCAGGGCUGACGCCCUCGCUGGUGACUGCCGAAGACUCCUCCCUGGAGUGCAGCAAGGCCGAGGACUCGGAUGCCACGAGCGAAGGCCGGUUCCCGGGGCAGCUCCUGGAGGAGGCGCAUGGCCCCGACCCGCUGGGCUCCAUGGACCUGGUCGAGGAUGACACAGUGGACUCAGAUGCCAUGAAUGGCCUGAUGGACAUGCUAGAGCAGGAGGAAGGUCAGCAGAGGGUUCAGGCCCGCAUCACGGAGUCGCCCACAGUUAGUCGCGUCAUAGACAAGGGCAAAGACAGGCUGGGCGAGUGGACCGUGGAGAGCUCCUUCAUCUCUACCCUGCCGGAACUGCCCAGAGGAGUGUCGUUGAGUCCGCCAUUGAUGCGGCAGGCGAUGCCCUACAAAAUUCGGGGACGGGAGCGGGAGAGGCCAGAGCACAUGCGUAUUGACUCAUCGGAGGAGAGGGAGAGCCCCCCGCCACACAGAGAUUGGGGGCUCCAUCCUCCGAGGCGGCAGGGACUGACCCAGUGGCUAAAGGAGACCGACAGCAGCUUCUUUGGACAAACGCAGGGUAACGAAGUGCUGGAUAUGCCCGGGGAGCAAGUGACUGAAGAACAAUUCACGGAUGAACAAGGCAACAUCAUCACAAAGAAGAUUAUCCGGAAGGUGGUGCGGCAGCUGGACACAGAUGGCACAAGUGACGGGCGACAACAUGAAGAGGAGGAGGCUCAAGGGGGCGUCCCAAGAUCGGAGCUGUUGGGGGGCAGGAUGGGGGCUCAGAUAGUGAAACGAGCCAGCCUGAAAAGGGGGAAGCAGUGACCCCCCAGCCCUCCCUCGAGUGGCCUCUU
Sceloporus undulatus (fence lizard) is the source of this 5750-nucleotide messenger RNA. It is a transcript of the gene ANK1, whose product is annotated as ankyrin 1. Gene Ontology annotation, molecular function: protein binding. The record is from RefSeq and is a predicted model, not a curated record. NCBI's taxonomy places the organism in Eukaryota, Metazoa, Chordata, Lepidosauria, Squamata, Phrynosomatidae. Gene Ontology annotation, biological process: signal transduction.